Vicia faba (fava bean) is the source of this 483-nucleotide messenger RNA. Lineage: Eukaryota; Viridiplantae; Streptophyta; Magnoliopsida; Fabales; Fabaceae. The record is from the annotation of a GenBank genome assembly.
AUGGGGAGUGUGCAAGAAUCUGUGAAAUUCUAUGAAAAUAUCCUUGGAUUUGUCCUUAUUAAGAGGCCAUCUUCAUUCAAAUUUGAAGGAGCUUGGUUAUUCAACUAUGGCAUUGGAAUUCACCUGCUAGAGUCAGAUAAAGUUCCAGUGAGAAGAGGAGAGAUAAACCCGAAAGAAAAUCAUAUUUCGUUUCAGUGCUCAGACAUGAAGAUUAUAAUGAAGAAGCUUGAUAGAAUGAAGAUUGAAUAUGUGACAGCAGUUGUGGAAGAAGGUGGAAUUGAAGUUGAUCAAGUCUUCUUUCAUGAUCCAGAUGGCUAUAUGAUUGAAAUAUGCAACUGCCAAAAUCUACCAGUGCUUCCUAUUUCCAAUUGUCCUCUAAACCAAGCACCGCCCAUUUAUGGAGAAGGAAACAAUUGUUCUGCACAAGAGUCUUUGUUGGUCAUGGAGAAAUUGAUGAUAGAUUUGUUUUGGAUUUCAAUAUGA